AGAUAUAUAUAUAUAUAUAUAUAUGAUACUAUAUCCUUGGUGAAAUCAAAUUUAUGUGUUGUUUGGAUUAGUUCCCACUUGGUUGCAGAUGCCCCCAUAUCUUUUCUUCUUUACUCUUGCCUUUUUUCUGAAGUGGGUUUUGUAAUAUUCCAUCACUUGCACUUGACAAAACUCAACUCCAAUUAUAAGCUCAAGAUAUUGAAAAGGCAAGAAGAUGAAGUUUCUUCUUUCCCAUCACUUCAUUUGAUGCAAGAAUGAGCUUAGGGCAGUGAUUCAAACCCAUAUCCAUUUCUGUCGGCUAGUCAAGGAAAUCGAAGAUCGAUUAGGGGGCAAGAUCGAUGAAACAGUGAUGUGGAAUUGUGAGCCACAAAAGAAUACAAUAUAACCUUGACCAUGAAUCCAACAGAAACCGAUUUCGAAGCAAAGAAAGAAGAUGAUCCAAACUACAUCACUAACUUCUUAGUGCCCAAGAUCCCAUCCUCUUCAAGAAGAUGGUCAGUCCACAAAAAUCCAAGAAUUGUCAGGGUGUCGCGCUCUUUUGGAGGGAAAGACCGGCACAGCAAAGUAUGCACGGUGAGGGGAUUGAGAGACCGGCGAAUCCGAUUAUCAGUACCUACUGCAAUUCAGCUCUAUGAUCUUCAAGACAAGCUUGGAGUCAAUCAGCCAAGCAAAGUUGUGGAUUGGUUGCUGGAUGCUACAAAGAAUGAUAUCGAUAAGCUCCCCCCUCUUCCUAUGCUACCUGUAUUCCCUCAUUUAACACACCAACCAUUAGUCCCUACCCCUCAAUUACCAUCCAACACACAACCCCAUUUCCUAACUUCAAACCACCCCUUAUUUUGCUCGAAAGACUUCGGAUUAAGUCCACCAAAAGAUGGGAUCAAAAUGAAUGAAAAUGUAGAAGGGAAAGACAAGUGGAUUGCACCUCAUAAUCAAGAAAGUUUUGGAGGAUUUAUGGCUCAAAUCUCAGCACAAAACCUUUUCCCAUUACCCAAUCAAUCUUCUUUCCCAAACAUCCCUUACAACAAUCCUUACUUCCAUUUAGAUCAUCCAAACAUGUCCAUUUCCCAAUUUGGUACUUUCCCAAAUCAAAGUGAUCAUGAUCAUCACUCCCACAAUCUUUUGGCGCCGUCCUCGUUUCUUCCUUCUUUUAAUCCACCGCCUUUCUUCUGCCCUCCGGCGACUACCAAUAUGCCGCCGCCAUCCCUUAUCCCUUCAUUCCCUUCUGCAAUCAACAAUGACCUCAGACAAAUCAAUCCCUUGCAACCUAUCCAACAAAAUCCACUUCUUCCCACAACCCUCAACCUGAUUAGCUCUCCUGUGAAAUUUUUCCCCCCAAAUCUAAACCCUCGAAGUUUCCAUCCACAGGAAGAUGAUGCUGGAAGAUCAUCAAAAAAGGACAGCUGCAAAAAGCAUUUAAGCCAUCAGUAAGUUUUUUAUGCAUUCUUUUAGGGCUUAUAUAAAUGUCUUGGAUCGAAGAUCUUUACACAAGAGACGAUUCUUGAAGCUUUUACAGAUGACAUUGGCAUAUAUAUACAUAAAUCAAUGCCACCAUUUAGUAAGAAACUCUCGUCUUUAUAUAUAUAUAUAUAUAGAUAUAUAUAAGCAAUUAGUUUUACUAUUAGUUUUUUACUUUUUCUAUUACAAUAAACAUAUGAAUUUGUAAGUGUGUGUAUAUAUAAAUUCACGUACACUGGAUAUGUGUGAUGAAAUUCAAUCCUAGCAUAGCUGUAAGACCUACAUAAAGUUACAGCAGAUUGCUUGCAGAUCUGAAGUCAAUAAUUGAUUGGAUCAUGAAUGAGUGAUUGUGAAACAUGAGAUAAAAGCUACAUAUGUCAGUUGCUGUAUAUGGAUAAUUUGUGGAAGGAAUUUUAAA
This is a messenger RNA of Andrographis paniculata, 1873 nucleotides long. RefSeq names its product transcription factor TCP5-like. Lineage: Eukaryota; Viridiplantae; Streptophyta; Magnoliopsida; Lamiales; Acanthaceae. Gene Ontology annotation, cellular component: nucleus. The transcript is spliced from 2 exons. Bases 394 to 1428 code for a protein of 344 amino acids. Gene Ontology annotation, molecular function: DNA-binding transcription factor activity; sequence-specific DNA binding. The record is from RefSeq and is a predicted model, not a curated record.